Messenger RNA from Hipposideros armiger (great roundleaf bat), 3664 nucleotides. RefSeq names its product golgi membrane protein 2 (gene GOLM2). Lineage: Eukaryota; Metazoa; Chordata; Mammalia; Chiroptera; Hipposideridae. The record is from RefSeq and is a predicted model, not a curated record. The coding region runs from base 306 to 1616 and encodes 436 amino acids. The transcript is spliced from 10 exons.
CCUACCCCUGAGGUGUUGGGCCCGAGGUUCGGGCAGCUAAGGUUCUUCAGGUUCCUCUAGGCUGGUGCUGGGUCGUGUUGAUAACCUCCAGAAAGCGUUUUGGCCGGAUUUGAGGAGGGGGGCGGGGAGGGGCCUGCGGCUUGCGGCCCCGCCCCCUUCUCCGGCUCGCGGGCCGGCGCACUGGCCCGCCUACUCCCUCCGCCGGCCCUGGGGCCGCGUCCCCCCGGCAGCUCAGCAGCGGCGGCCUGAGCUUCUGUCCGCAGGUGUCGGUGGCGAGGCCCCCGGGCACAGCCUGGCUCGGCCCCAUGGUGGGUUUCGGGGCCAACCGGAGGGCCGGUCGCCUGCCCUCCUUCGUGUUGGUGGUGCUGCUGGUGGUGAUCGCGAUCCUCGCCUUCAACUACUGGAGCAUCUCCUCCCGCCACGUCCUGCUUCAGGAGGAGGUGGCCGAGCUGCAGGGCCAGGUCCAGCGCACCGAGGUGGCCCGCGGGCGCUUGGAGAAGCGCAAUUCAGACCUCCUGCUCCUGGUGGACUCUCACAAGAAACAGAUCGACCAGAAGGAGGCCGACUACGGCCGCCUCAGCAGCCGACUGCAGGCCAGGGAGGGCCUAGGGAAGAGAUGCGAGGAUGACAAGGUUAAACUACAGAGCAACAUAUCAUAUCAGAUGGCAGACAUACAUCAUUUAAAGGAGCAACUUGCUGAACUUCGCCAGGAGUUUCUUCGACAAGAAGACCAGCUUCAGGACUAUAGGAAGAACAAUACUUACCUUGUGAAGAGGUUGGAAUAUGAGAGUUUUCAGUGUGGACAACAGAUCAAGGAAUUAAGAGUACAGCAUGAAGAAAAUAUUAAAAAGUUAGCAGACCAGUUUUUGCAGGAACAAAAGCAAGAGGCCCACCAGUUUGAAUUAAGAGGUGGAAAUGAAUUGGGUAUAAACGAUCAUGUAGUACCUAAAAAUGAUCCAGAAGUAGCUGAGAAUGCUGCAGAGAAGAACGAAGAACCCUCAAGCAAUCAUAUUCCACAUGGGAAAGAACAAAUCAAACGAGAUGGUGAUGCAGGAAUGCCUGGAAUAGAAGAAAAUGACCUUGCAAAAGCUGAAGAUCUUCCCACGGUUUUAAAGAAACCCCCUAUUUCUGUUUCUCAAUAUGCAAAUCAUCAAGCAAUCUCCCAUCGUCCAACUGGACAACCUCUCUCCCCAAAUAUGGUUCCAGAUUCUCAUGGAAACCUCAAUGGAAACCCUGGAACUUCAAAACAGAACCCUUCCAAUCUUUUUCAGCGUUUGAUUCCAGGCCCAAACUUGGAGAGUGAACCCAGAAUUCAAGCAGAAAUACUAAAACAGGCUACCAAGGAUAGAGUCGGUGAUUUCCAUAAGUUGAAGCAAAGCCGAUUCUUUGAUGAGAAUGAAUCCCCUGUUGAUCCGCAGCAUGGCUCUAAACUGGCGGAUUAUAAUGGGGAUGAUGGUAACGUAGGUGAGUAUGAGGCAGACAAGCAGGCUGAGCUGGCUUACAAUGAGGAAGAAGAUGGUGAUGGUGGAGAGGAAGACGUCCAAGAUGAUGAAGAACGAGAACUUCAAAUGGAUCCUGCAGACUAUGGAAAGCAACAUUUAAAUGAUGUUCUUUAAGCCCUAAAGGAAAACUUCAGAAAACCUAAAGUGCUGUAAAAUUGAAUCAUUUCUACUUUGUUUUUGGCUUUUGUUGUAAAGAUCAGUUGUAUCAGUUGUAAAGAUACAUUGAGAUAGAUUUAAGGAAAAAUUUUAAUGAAGGAAUGUACCCAUGUACAUAUGUGAACUUUUUCAUAUUGUAUUAUUAAAGCAGAGACUUUUGGUUAUAUUACAUUUGAGCCAGAAAUAAUAUAAGCAAAACUGUAGUCUUUGCAUUUAAAGCAAACUAAUGUAUAUUUUACAUUUUAUUGAGCCUAAUUCUUUCCACAAAUGGACAAAUAGGAAAAAAAAUGGUUGUACAGUUUAUAUGCUGCACAUUAGCAUAACCACAGUGAGAACAGUUAUUCAGCUGAAAAACUUUUUAUACACUAAUAUAUUCUUGUUAGCCCAACAGGUAUUCUGUUCUAUCUACCCCUUAUCUCAUGCUCUUCAAGGAAUUAUACCUAGAAUAGUUAGUUAAAGAGGGGAACCUGGAAGCCAAACAUUGGGCAGCAUGUGUGCAAAAUCACUUCCCUACCCUUUUUGUUUUACAUGAAUGUUGAUGUGUUUUGGCCGAUAAGCUCUCAGUGAGGUCUGAUGAAAGUUGAGAUAGUCUGCAAAGACAUAACAAUAUUUAUGAGUUAUACCUCACUUAGUUCAUGAAAUUGAGAAAUGCAUGAUUGACAAUAUAUUUUCAAUUUUUUCCCCCACAUAAUACCAGUACUGUUUAACUAUAGCCAGCACUAGCUAAAAUUUUGUAUUUUCAGAGUUCAAGUUGGUGAAGAUAUUCAUGAUUUAAAUGUCAGAUUCUGAGAGGCUAAAUCAACUUUGAAAUAAUCUGCAAUCAGUUUUUCAAAGCUUCUCUGGUAGUUUUAGUGAUCUUAUUUGACUAGACUUUCUCAGAAUUACUAAAUAGGAGUUUUAACAGAUUUUUAUUAAUGCACAGAUAAAUAGAAGUACAGUGAGAUCUACAGCCAUUUCAUUAAAAUAGCUUAAAAGUUUGUAAUGAAGAUGAAGAAUCUUUGUAAUUACUUAGUAUGUUAGUUAAGAACCCAUAAACCUCAUAUUUGCCAGUCUUACAAAAUUAUUUGAAAUGCAUUUCUUUUUUGACACUUUUUAGUAGAAUGGGUAAGCUAGCUAAUCCUUGUUUUCUGAGUUAAAGCACUUUUAAAUCUUAUUCCCCCUUCCCCAAAAUAAAAGGUUUUAGUCAUAAGGAGAAAUUUAAUGUUGCUAACUCUGUGUUUUAGAAGGGCUACUGGUAUUGCACAUAAACAUGAAAUGCUUCCCACGCCCCCUACCCCACCCCACCCCGUACUCAGGUUCUAGGCAAAAUUCAAAUUUAUAGAGAUUUUGAAAACAGGUUUUUCACUUAUUGAAGGUGCAAAAAUUCUUAGACUUUAGUUUGAAAUUAUUAAGCAACGGAAAAGAUGUAGUGAUUUACUAAAAUUGUUGUUUCUGUCAUAUCAGAGUAAACAAUUCAUGCUUUUACAAUGAGUAGAGUCGGCUUACAAUGAAUAGGUAUGAUAGUUCACAGAACGUUUUUAAAUGGAGUUAAAAGGAAUUAAUGUACACCGUAUGGGCGUUAGGGUGAGAAGAUGAAUCUAAAACAUACUCCUAAUAAUACUUUACAUUUAAUACUGUAAAAUCUUUACAAAUAAAAACCAUGAAAUUUUUUGCCUUAGUUCCAUUGUCAUAAAAACAAUCACUUGGUUAUAUGGUCACUAUUACUUACACAGCAAAAUUUCUUCAAUUAACAGUAUAGACAUUUUAUAAACUGAGAAAUCUUGGACCAGUUGAUAAUACUUCAGACUAUAUUAACAUUUUAGUGCUAUAAAAUACUAUGUGAAUCUCUUAAAAUUCUGACAGUCUACAGUCUGUAUUAGACAUGCUGGUUUUAUAAUGUUUUACUUCUGCCUUAAGAUUUAGGUUUUUCAAAUGUAUUUUUGCCUUGAAUUAAGUGUUAAUUUGAUGAAAACUCUGCUUUUAAAAUCAUCACUUACUGGGUUCUAAUAAAUUAAAAAUUAAAUUUG